Messenger RNA from Spodoptera littoralis (African cotton leafworm), 450 nucleotides. The record is from the annotation of a GenBank genome assembly. NCBI's taxonomy places the organism in Eukaryota, Metazoa, Arthropoda, Insecta, Lepidoptera, Noctuidae.
AUGUAUUCCAUUAACUAUUUUAUUUUUUCGGUUAUCUUGUUUGUGAUGUUCAACAAUUGUUUUGUGUAUUCGAUGACGAGAGAACAAAUAAAAAAUUCUGGGAAGUUAAUUAAAAAGACGUGUUCUGCAAAAAACGAUCUUACUGAAGACGAAGUAAAAGAUGUAGACAAAGGCAAAUUUAUUGAAAAGAAAGACUUUAUGUGUUACAUAGCUUGUGUCUACAAAAUGGGACAGACCGUAAGUUUCAAUGUUAAAGGUAGCACCAUAAACCAUGAUAUGAUGCUGAGACAAGUGGAUAUGAUGUUUCCCAAUGAUAUGAAGGCACCAGUUAAGGCCGCUAUAGAACAUUGCAGACCAGUUGCGAAAAACUACAAAGAUCUCUGCGAAGCAUCUUAUUGGACAGCGAAAUGCAUUUAUGAUUUCGACCCAGCUAAUUUCAUGUUCCCUUAA